This is a messenger RNA of Pyrgilauda ruficollis (rufous-necked snowfinch), 1872 nucleotides long. Its product is annotated as utrophin-like. The transcript is spliced from 13 exons. Gene Ontology annotation, molecular function: protein binding. Gene Ontology annotation, biological process: synaptic signaling. The record is from RefSeq and is a predicted model, not a curated record. Gene Ontology annotation, cellular component: plasma membrane. Bases 358 to 1866 code for a protein of 502 amino acids. NCBI's taxonomy places the organism in Eukaryota, Metazoa, Chordata, Aves, Passeriformes, Passeridae.
CCGCGGCCGGGGCGGCCCUCCCGCACCCGCGGCGCUGGCCCGGCCAACAAAGGGGGUGCCGGGGCCGAGGGAGGGGCCGCCGCAGGGCCGGGCCGCGAGGGGCGGGGAAGAAAGGGGAGGAGAAGGGGAAGGACGGACGGCAGCGGCGGCGGCUCGCACAGAAAGUUGUGGGUCCGCCAGCGCAGCGCCGCGGGAGUCGCUGCCGGAGGACGGGGUGCGAGCAGGAGCCGGGCAGCGCCGUGGGGCAGCGCGGCCCCUCCCGCCGCCGUGCCCGAGGGGUGCUGAGCCGUGGCCCUCCAUGGGAGCCUUUUCCCAGCGGAUUUAGGCUCCGCCCGUGGCACACCGCAGCCCACGAGCAUGGCCCGUGUCUCCGAGCAGGAGGAAGGACCUGGCGGGGGACACAGCGAGUUCAGCGACAUCAUCAAGUCCAGAUCAGAUGAACACAAUGAUGUACAGAAAAAAACGUUUACGAAAUGGAUAAAUGCUCGAUUUUCCAAGAGUGGAAAGGCCCCAGUGAAAGACAUGUUCACAGAUCUUAAAGAUGGAAGGAAGCUUUUGGACCUUUUGGAGGGUCUGACGGGGAAACCUCUGCCUAAAGAACGAGGUUCCACACGAGUACAUGCCUUAAAUAACGUCAACCGAGUACUGCAAGUCUUGCAUCAGAACAAUGUGGAGUUGGUGAAUAUUGGAGGAACUGACAUCGUUGAUGGAAAUCACAAGCUGACGCUGGGGCUGCUGUGGAGCAUUAUCUUGCACUGGCAGGUGAAGGAUGUCAUGAAGAACAUCAUGUCAGAUUUGCAGCAGACCAAUAGUGAGAAGAUACUGCUGAGCUGGGUUCGCCAGUCCACCAGACCUUACAGUCAGGUCAAUGUUUUGAACUUCACGACGAGCUGGGCUGAUGGACUCGCCUUUAAUGCUGUGAUUCACAGACAUAAACCUGAACUGUUCAGCUGGGACAAAGUGACAAAGAUGUCCCCAGUUGAGAGACUGGAAAAUGCUUUCAACAUAGCCAAGAACCAUUUAGGAAUAGAGAAACUAUUGGAUCCUGAAGAUGUUGCUGUACAGCUUCCAGACAAAAAGUCCAUUAUUAUGUAUUUAACUUCUUUGUUUGAGGUCCUUCCUAAGCAAGUUACAAUGGAAGACAUUCGGGAGGUGGAAACCCUUCCAAGGAGAUACAAGCAAGAAUGUGAGGAUGGAGAAUUCAGUGUGCAGCAGACUGUGUCACUUGAAGAAAACCAGGACAGUUCUAGAGCAGAGACUCCCAGCACAGUGACAGAGGUGGAUAUGGACUUGGAUAGCUACCAAGUUGCUCUGGAAGAAGUCCUUACAUGGUUGCUGUCAGCUGAGGAUGCAUUUCGGGAACAGGAGGAAAUAUCUGGUGAUGUUGAGGAAGUCAAAGAACAAUUUUCCACCCAUGAAGGUUUUAUGAUGGAACUGACUGCGCACCAGAGCAGUGUGGGCAAUGUUCUGCAGGCUGGAAACCAACUGGUGGCCCAGGGAAAUCUGUCACCAGAAGAAGAGUUUGAGAUCCAGGAGCAAAUGCUGCUGCUGAACUCCCGCUGGGAAGAACUCAGGGUGGAGAGCAUGGACAGGCAGUCCCGCCUGCACGACAUGCUGAUGGAGCUCCAGAAGCAGCAGUUGCAGCAGCUGUCUGACUGGCUGACAGUCACAGAGGAGCGCAUUCAGAAGAUGGAAUCUCAGCUCCUAGCAGAAGAUUUGGAGUCACUUCAAAAACAGCUGGAAGAACAUAAGAGCCUGCAGAGUGACCUAGAGGCAGAACAGGUGAAGGUCAACUCCCUAACACACAUGGUGGUCAUUGUUGAUGAGAGCAGUGGGGAAAGUGCAACAGCUAUUCUGGCAUACUAAUUGCAG